AUGCCUUAUGUAAAUGUAUAUUGGAUUUUAUUCUCUGUAGCAAUCUAUGGAUCGUACGCACAAAAGGUCUCGUAUGAAGGAGCUCAAGUGUGGCAGACUGAUCUGAAGGGGACGGACGAUGUACUCUUCAUCAAGCGACUCGGCGACAACCAAGAUAUAUCAAUAUGGAGUUUAUCUCCGACGAAAGCGGACUUCCUGGUGGAAGCCGAGCACAAUGCGGAGGUGCGCCAUCAAUUGCUGGCUCGCAACUUGAACUAUACGGUACUCAUCAGAAAUGUACAGCGGCGCAUUGACACCGAACCAGCCGUGCCUUCGCUGUGGACGGAAACCUCGCUUAGAGACGGUCACCGUCUGAAUUGGAAGAAGUAUCCUACAUUAAAUAUAAUAGAGGAAUAUUACAAUUUCUUGGCCGAGGAUUAUUCAUCGAUAUGUAGAGUACAAUCCAUUGGGCGUACUGUCGAGAACCGAACAAUAAACAUGAUCAACAUUACAAAUGGUAAUCCCAGAAACAAAAUAAUUUUAAUAACAGGAGGACAACAUGCGCGCGAGUGGAUCUCUGUGACAUCAGCCCUGUACAUAUUGCACACUAUUGUCACUAAGUUCGAUACACAAAAAAAUUAUAUGAAAAAUAAAAAUUGGUUAAUAAUUCCUGUGGUAAACCCUGAUGGAUAUGCGUACACCCACGGAGUGGACAGGCUGUGGCGUAAGAAUCGACGCAGGUUUAUGAGCUGUGACGGCGUAGACGUUAACAGGAACUUUGAAACUGACUGGCGGAUUCCUGGUAUAACACAACACAGUGAGUGCAAAGCUACAUAUUCUGGACCAUUUCCAUUUUCUGAAGCAGAAUCAACAGCGUUACGAGAUUUAAUAUUAUCAUUGACACCGAAACCCGUUGCAUUAGUUGAUCUCCAUGCGUACGGGAAGCUGAUUCUGUUUCCCUGGAGUGCAAGGACGGCUGCCACACCAGACCUUGAUGUGCACAAAGCCGUCGCUACCAGAAUGAAAACUUCAAUAUAUAAAACCACCAAAGAAAACUACACAUUCGGUGCGACAUACCAUCUAGUGUACCCAGCUACAGGUACGUUUGUGGAUUGGGCAUACACUAAUGGAGUGACACACGCCUACGUCAUCGAGAGUAGAGACAAAGGAAAACUAGGGUUUUUCGUACCACCAAAAGAAAUAGAAGAUACUGGGAAGGAACUAUACGCUGCCGUCCGAUUUCUGUGCAAAUUUAUCAAUAUACCAAAUAGAUUAAGUCAAGAAAAUCUUGAAAACCAAACGUGGUUCUAA
Molecule: messenger RNA, 1290 nt
Organism: Spodoptera littoralis (African cotton leafworm)
Lineage: Eukaryota; Metazoa; Arthropoda; Insecta; Lepidoptera; Noctuidae
Source: the annotation of a GenBank genome assembly